AUGUUGGGAAACACAGUAGACGGCGAUGCUCUUCGCCGCACGCAAUCUUCUAUGUGGCAACAGCAACAACAACCCAUUUCUCAACAAACUGUUGAAGGUGGACAACAUAAUCCUACAAGCAGCAGCUCCUCCGAAUCAGGUGUCGUCCAAGAAGGAAAAUGGGGUGAGCGUGGACAGGAAGAUGUCACUGCUCAAGAGGCCAUGCAAGAAUUCGAGUCUCUACGUCACAACUUGAUGAGCCUACACAAGACAAGAACGACAGACACGCACGCAAGCAAAGCUCAGAGUAGACGGACGAGUACUGCUGCUCGAGCUCGGUCAGAGAAACAUGAACAUGAACAUGAACAUGACGACGAUGAUGGUUCCAAGACCGAUGUAGAAGCUGGCCCUGAAGAGAGUGAGGGCUUCGAACUCGGCCGCUUCAUGCGAGAAGGCCAUUUCGAAAAGCGCUCCGAGGAAGAAGGAUCUUUGAAGAGAGUUGGUGUUGUGUAUGAGAACCUCACUGUCAAAGGCGUCGGAAGCACAGCAACUUUUGUUCGAACCGUACCCGAUGCUAUCCUUGGUACAUUCGGCCCCGAUCUCUACAAUGUCCUCACCAGAUACUUUCCUUCUAUCCGGAUUGGAAAGCCACCAACCCGAACACUCAUUAACGACUUCACCGGAUGCGUUCGUGAUGGCGAGAUGAUGCUCGUCUUGGGGCGACCUGGCGCUGGGUGCAGUACCUUCCUCAAAGCUAUCAGCAACAACCGCGAAUCAUAUGCUGCCGUCGAGGGAGAAGUUUCGUACAGCGGUAUCUCUGCUGCUGAGCAGAAAAAGCACUACAGGGGCGAGGUCAACUACAACGGCGAAGACGAUGUUCACUUUGCUACUCUGAGCGUGUGGAAGACUCUCGCUUUUGCGCUUACCAACAAGACAAAAAUCAAGGAGAAGGCCGAUAUUCCGGUUAUCGUGGAUGCUCUCAUGAAAAUGUUUGGUAUCAGUCAUACAAGAGAUACCGUGGUUGGUGAUGACUUCACUCGAGGUGUCUCCGGCGGUGAACGAAAGCGAGUUUCAAUUGCAGAAACACUGGCCUCCAAGUCUACCGUUAUGGCAUGGGAUAACUCUACUCGAGGAUUAGACGCAUCGACCGCCCUCGACUACGCACGAUCUCUGCGUAUCAUGACAGAUAUUAGCAACCGAACCACCCUCGUAACCUUGUACCAGGCGGGAGAGGGAAUUUACGAGUUGAUGGAUAAGGUUCUGGUCAUCGAUCAAGGCCGACAGAUCUUCUCCGGACCUGCCAACAAGGCAAAGCAGUAUUUCAUUGAUCUUGGAUUCGAAUGUCCCGAACGACAGACGACAGCAGACUUCUUGACUGCCGUCACCGAUCCGGCCGAACGACGCUUCCGACCCGGGUUUGAACACCGCGCUCCCCGAACACCAGAAGAGCUUGAGUCGGCUUUCAGGAACUCACCACAUUAUCAAGAGCUCCUGGCUGAUGUUGCUGCAUAUAAGGAGGCUCUUCACCAGUCUGACUACCAAGACGCCAAGAGGUUCCAGGGGGCCGUCCAGGAGUCGAAGUCAAAGCACGUCUCCGACAAGUCACCUUACACCAUCUCGUUCCCUCGGCAAGUGCUUGCUUGCACCAAGCGAGAAGCUUGGCUCCUGUUCGGCGAUACCACAACACUCUGGACAAAGCUCUUCAUCAUCAUCUCCAACGGUUUCAUUGUUGGAUCUCUCUUCUACGGGCAGACUGAGGAUACUGCAAGUGCUUUCAGUCGUGGCGGUACCAUCUUCUUCUCGAUUCUCUUCUUGGGCUGGCUUCAGCUUUCUGAGCUCAUGAAGGCUGUGUCGGGGCGCGCCGUAGUUGCCCGACACCACGACUAUGCUUUCUAUCGUCCUUCUGCUGUUUCCCUUGCUCGCGUUCUGCUCGACUUCCCUGUUAUCGCUGUCCAGGUGUGCAUCUUUGGUCUUAUCAUGUACUUCAUGACUGGGCUUGAUGUAGAUGUAUCAAAGUUCUGGAUCUACAUGCUCUUCGUUUAUACCACAACCAUCAUGGUCACAGCCCUGUAUCGCAUGUUUGCCAGUUUAUCCCCAGAGAUUGACACAGCUGUUCGAUUUUCGGGAAUCUCUCUCAACCUGCUCAUCAUUUACACCGGAUAUGUCAUCCCCAAGACUCAGUUGUUGAAGGAUUAUAUCUGGUUCGGCUGGUUGUACUGGAUCAACCCCAUCAGCUACAGUUUUGAGGCUGUCUUGACCAACGAGCUGUCCGAUAGAAUUAUGGAAUGUGCUCCCUCCCAGCUAGUUCCUCAGGGACCCGGAGUCCAGUCUGGAUAUCAGGGGUGUGCUAUUAGCGGAGCUACAGUCAAUGCGCAGUCAGUCUCGGGAAGCGAUUAUCUACAGGCUACCUACAACUACAGCCGAUCAAACCUAUGGCGAAACUUUGGCGUUGUAAUUGCUUUUGCUGUUCUCUAUAUCCUCGUCACGGUAUUGGCAACAGAGAUGGUCAGCUUCACACAAGGUGGUGGUGGUGCCCUGAUCUUCAAGAAGAGUCGCAAAGCUAAGGAACAAGCACGCAAAGCCGAAGCCCCAGUCGAUGACGAGAAAGUCGUUGGAAAUGGCACCAGCAGCUCUUCCGGCGUUGUCGCCGACCCCAGCCCCGGCAGUGAAGACGAAGCCUUGGAACAAAUUACCGACAGCGAGUCUAUAUUCACAUGGCGUGAUAUCGAGUAUACAGUUCCAUAUCUCGGUGGUGAGAAGAAACUUCUGAACAAGGUCAGCGGAUACGCUAAGCCUGGUGUCAUGGUCGCCCUUAUGGGAGCUUCGGGUGCUGGCAAGACCACACUUCUCAACAUUCUCUCCCAGCGUACAAGCAUUGGGGUCGUUACAGGCGAGAUGCUUGUCGAUGGACGAUCUCUUGGCGCUGACUUCCAGAGAAACACUGGAUUCUGCCUUCAGGGUGACCUGCACGAUACAACCCAAACCGUGAGAGAGGCCAUUGAGUUCUCUGCCAUCCUGCGACAGGACAAAUCUGUCAGCCGUGCUGACAAGCUUGCGUACGUGGACAAGAUUAUCGACCUGCUGGAGCUCAAUGACCUACAAGAUGCCGUUAUCAUGUGUCUCGGAGUGGAACAGCGUAAGCGUCUUACCAUCGGCGUUGAAUUGGCGGCCAAGCCUUCACUGCUUCUCUUCCUUGAUGAGCCCACUUCUGGUCUUGACUCACAGUCUGCCUACUCCAUUGUCCGUUUCCUCCGAAAGUUGAGCCGCGCUGGUCAGGCGAUCAUCUGCACCAUUCACCAGCCGAGCUCUGUUCUUAUUCAGCAGUUUGAUAUGGUCCUUGCUCUAAACCCUGGAGGUAACACAUUCUACUUUGGCUCUAUGGGUGAGAACGGAGAAGACGUCAUCAAGUACUUCUCAGACCGCGGUGCUCUCUGCCCUCCUAACAAGAACGUCGCUGAAUUCAUUCUUGAGACUGCUGCACGACCUCACAGGCGUCCUGACGGCACCAAAGUUGACUGGAAUCAGGAGUGGGUCGAAAGCGAGGAAGCUCAAAAAGUGCUUGAAGAAAUUGAUGGUCUCAAACGAGUUCGAAGUUCCGCAACCGAGGGGGUAGCUUCUUCAAACAAGGAGAACUCUGAAUUUGCAGCACCAACUUGGCUUCAGACGGUCGAGUUGACCAAGCGUAUGUUCCGACAACACUGGCGCGACCCCUCUUACAUCUAUGGAAAGUUCUUCAUUGCGGUCAUCUUUGGCAUCUUCAAUGGCUUCACCUUCUGGAAACUUGGCUACACGAUGCAAGACAUGCAGAACCGCAUGUUCACUUGCUUCUUGAUCGUGACAGUUCCCCCCACCAUCGUCAAUGGUGUCGUCCCAAAGUUUUUUACCAACAUGGCGCUUUGGCAAGCCCGAGAAUAUCCUUCUCGUAUCUACGGAUGGUUUGCUUUCUGUACUGCCAACAUUGUUUCUGAUAUCCCAGCGGCCGUAGUGUCAGCAGUGUUGUACUUUGUGUUGUGGUACUGGCCCACUGGACUUCCAACCGAGAGCUCUGUUUCAGGCUAUACGUUCCUGAUGACUCUUCUCAUCUUCCUCUUCAUGACAAGCUGGGGACAAUGGAUCUGCGCCUUUGCCCCCAGCUUCACCGUUAUCUCCAAUGUCCUGCCCUUCUUCUUUGUCAUGUUCGGCUUGUUCAACGGUGUUGUUCGCCCAUAUGCCUCACUUCCUGUCUUCUGGAGGUUCUGGAUGUACUACACCAACCCCUCUACAUACUGGAUUGGAGGCAUUCUGGCAGCAACUCUUGAUGGCACUCCAGUGGAAUGUUCGUCCGAAGAGACUGCCAAGUUUGACGCUCCCCCAGGACAAACAUGUCAAGAAUAUGCAGGAGCAUUUGCAGAUUCCGCCGGAGGAUACCUCCUCAAUCCCAACGCCACGAGUGCUUGCGAGUUCUGCCCAAUGUCUUCUGGUAACGAUUAUCUAGCGUCACUCAAUAUUGAUGCGAGUGACAAGUGGAGAGAUUUUGGCAUCUUCCUAGCAUUCUGUGUGUCCAACUGGAUGCUCGUUUACUUCUUUAUUUACACGGUCCGUGUUCGGGGAUGGAGCUUUGGCUUUGGAACGAUCUUUGGAGGGUUGGGCAAGUUGGUUGAUCUGAUCAAGAAGCCAUUUCAGCGAAAGAAGGAGGAGUAG
Fusarium mangiferae is the source of this 4659-nucleotide messenger RNA. Its product is annotated as putative ATP-binding multidrug cassette transport protein. Gene Ontology annotation, cellular component: membrane. The record is from RefSeq and is a predicted model, not a curated record. Gene Ontology annotation, biological process: transmembrane transport. The transcript is spliced from 3 exons. NCBI's taxonomy places the organism in Eukaryota, Fungi, Ascomycota, Sordariomycetes, Hypocreales, Nectriaceae. The coding region runs from base 1 to 4659 and encodes 1552 amino acids. Gene Ontology annotation, molecular function: ATP binding; ABC-type transporter activity; ATP hydrolysis activity.